This is a messenger RNA of Fraxinus pennsylvanica, 1446 nucleotides long. Lineage: Eukaryota; Viridiplantae; Streptophyta; Magnoliopsida; Lamiales; Oleaceae. The record is from the annotation of a GenBank genome assembly.
AUGAAUAUUUUUUAUUCAAAAACACCCUACAGGAGCAGAGGCUUUUAUGUGAGGAUGCGGCUCUUGCACAACACUAGAUACAGCAGAAACCCAGAGAAGAGUUUUUGGUAUAGAUUUUUCAAAUGGAUUCUUUGGUUUUCUCUUGUAUUUUACUUCUUUUCGUCUUUCCUUAUUACCCACACCAAGCGCACCACCUUUAUUUCAAAAGCAACAGUUUCUCCUUCAAAAGUCAGUCGUGCUCUCAUUGAAGAAUCACCCGUCAAAUCUUCCACUCUCCAAGAACCCAAAAGUCCCCAAGGUUUAUUAAAGGGGAUGAAAGUGUAUAUCUACGAUAUGCCAUCGAAAUACAACAGUGACUGGUUGUCAAAUGAUCGGUGCAGCAACCACUUGUUUGCGUCGGAGGUGGCUAUUCACAGAGCCCUGAUGAAUAGCGAUGUAAGAACAUUGGACCCAUGGGAUGCCGACUUCUUCUUUGUUCCUGUUUACGUAUCUUGCAAUUUUAGCAAGGUCAAUGGCUUCCCAGAUAUUGGUCAUGCACGGCCUCUUCUAUUCUCCGCCGUUCAACGCAUUUCAACUCAGCUUCCGUUUUGGAACCGCAGCCGUGGCUCUGAUCAUAUUUUUGUUGCGUCCCAUGAUUUUGGUUCUUGUUUUCAUACCAUGGAGGAUGUGGCGAUGGCUGAUCGUGUGCCUGAAUUCUUGAGGAACUCCAUAAUAUUGCAAACUUUUGGAGUCAAAUAUAAGCACCCAUGUCAAGACGUGGAGAAUGUGGUAAUUCCACCGUAUGUUUCACCAGAAAAUGUACGGUCCACCCUGGAGAAGUCGCCGUUGAUGGGACGGCGUGAAAUUUUUGCUUUCUUUAGGGGCAAAAUGGAAGUCCACCCCAAAAAUAUCAGUGGUCGUUUUUAUAGCAAGCGGGUGCGGACGGAGAUAUGGCAGAAAUAUGGCAAUAACCGGAGGUUUUAUUUACGGAGACACAGAUUAGCUGGUUACCAGUCAGAGAUUGCUAAUUCAAUCUUUUGUUUGGCCCCAUUGGGGUGGGCUCCUUGGAGUCCUAGACUUGUAGAAUCGGUUGUUCUUGGAUGUGUCCCGGUCAUUAUAGCGGAUGGCAUCCGGUUACCCUUCCCCUCCGCUGUACCGUGGGCGGAGAUAUCUGUAACGGUGGCGGAGAAGGACGUGAAAAAAUUGGGAAAAAUCCUUGAACAUGUCGCAGCCACUAAUCUCACGGCGAUACAGAAAAACCUGUGGGACGCCAAAAUUAGGAGGGCUCUACUUUUCAACAAUCCAAUGGAAGAAGGCGACGCCACAUUCCAAGUUCUUGUGGCCCUAUCCGAGAAGUUAGACAGGACAAUGCCACAUAGGAUCGUGCAGCUGAGUUGGCCAGAGAUAGACCAGAUGCUAGCAUCUGUUGCAAUUGCUGGGGGACACAAUCUAAUGUUGUGCAUGUGA